Racocetra persica is the source of this 333-nucleotide messenger RNA. The record is from the annotation of a GenBank genome assembly. NCBI's taxonomy places the organism in Eukaryota, Fungi, Glomeromycota, Glomeromycetes, Diversisporales, Gigasporaceae.
CGAAAGAAAUUCCUGAAAAUUUACAAAUAAGCAUUCAGGAGCAAUUCCAAUAUUCCGGAUUAAAAGGAAAAUUGGGUGAAGUUAGAAUGUUUUAUGGUCUAGGUGGAAAUGAUGCGAAUAUUCCAAAAAAAAUCGCUGUGGUGGCUUUGGGAAUUAAUAAAAGUUCUGAGCAAAGCCAUAAUGUUUCUGAAGCCUUAGAGAUAACUCGCAAAGCGACGGCUAUUGGAGUUCGUUCUUUACGAGAGUUAGAUGUUAAACAUGUUGGAGUUGAUGUUAUGCUUCAUGAACAUGGCGCAGCUGAAGGUGCCACACUAGGCCUCUAUAGGUUCGAUA